AUGGUAGCGCAAGGCUCACGAGCCAAGCCCACCAGGCGCUUGAAAGGUGGCACUGAAACGACAAAGACACAUCGAUUUGAAGGCUUUUCACAGCGUAUCGCAAAGCUCAAGAUCGACCCUAUCCACCGAGUGCGCCGAGCGAGCUUUGGCGAAGAUGAGGGCGAAACUACAUCUUAUUUCCGGUCCGCCCUCGAUCACUGGGUGGACAUGAACUUAUCAGACAACUUCACACAAUUUACUCGUCGUGUCAACAACCUUUCCGAGAGUCUCGCGCAGAUUGUAUACCAUGAGGAAAAGAUAAUGGGUCUGCUGGUGGAAUUCAUCGAGAAGAGAGAUCAAAACUCUUUGGAACCUCUGUUGAGCUUGCUUGCACAGUUUGCAAGAGACUUAGGCGUUCGCUUCGAGAAACAUUUCGCCGCAGCAGUCACGCUAGUCGCAUCUGUUGCAGCCACCCACCCUGAUGUCGAAGUUGUCGAAUGGAGCUUUACGUGCCUGGCAUGGAUCUUCAAAUUCCUGUCCCGUCUUUUAGUUCCCGAUCUGCGCCAGUUGCUCAUGAUCAUGAGCCCCUAUCUGGGUAAGGAACGACAAAAGCCUUUCGUUGCUCGAUUCGCCGCCGAGUCAAUGUCCUUCCUCAUCCGCAAAGCCGGUCUCGUCUACUACAAGAACAAAAAGCCUCUUGAGAAUGCCGUAUCCUUCCUGUAUGAGGACAUAUCUCAACAUGCUGAAGAAGGGAAAAACACCGAUUCAUACAAGGAGGGUCUCAUGGUCAUGUUCGCCGACGCGAUCAAGGGAGUGAACCAUGGGCUUCAUUCAAAUGGAGUUGAUAUCCUUCGAUGCGUGCUGGAUCAAGUUCCGCCAAGUUCCGCAAAGAGUGGACUGCCAGCCGAGGUUGCUACCGGAGUAGUUAUCAACCUCAUUCACCACACAACACCCGAUACAUUCGGACCCAUUGUUGAUACCGUGAAGGAGUACAUCGAGAUACGUUCUAGCGCCGGAAAGAACAUAAAUUUUUCACAAUCAUGCCGCCUCAUCUUUGUCUGCGUUGCAACCCGAAAAGCAUCCAGAAUCAGGGAUUGGAAGUCUGUUCAUCAGACUUUAGCAUUGCUCCUCAAACAAGCCGCGGCAAACCCAACCGAUCAUCUGGAGGCCAUUCCCCAGCUCCUGGGUGGAGUUGCAUACGCUCUUCAACUAUCACCAAUGGAUGAGAUGUUGCCGUUCAUGCGAUCGUACAUGGACCUGGUCUCGGCUGGCCCCCUCUCAAAAUACUUCCUCUUCUUCUGUACAACAUUUUCAGAAUGGGGAUCUGAGCGUUUCCAGAGUCUUCUGGUCCCUUAUCUCCAAAAAUUUAUCAAUACUUCGUGGAAGGAACACGAAUUUGAAACUUGCCUGGCUCUUCUCCGGCUCCACGAAACUGGGUGUAUUACCCCCGAACCAUCGAAGCCUGGCUACGUGUCUUGCCCAGAUGGACUGAAAAGCCGCAUUCAUAAUUCUCUAGUAUAUCCGGCAAAGGACCAAAGCUUUGUCAACGCUUUGGUGAAGCUUCCCAGUGCGAUAUCUCUAUUCACAGAUCCUUCCACGCUAUCCAAGAUCGUGAAGAAAUUGCACGCCAACAUUCUAUCCGCCAUGCGGGAUGCAGCGAAUGAGUCCAACGAGGAUAAGUUCAAUGAGCUUGCUUUCUACCUUGGCCAGGGCUUCAAAGUCUAUGUUGAGCUGGCCAAGGAGGCGAAUUUGUUGGACUCGAGUUUAUGGCAGCCUAUCCUAGCUGCCUCUGCGAAAUUCUCACGCUUGCCUCUGUUCUUAGACGGUGUUCUUAUCUUUAUGUGCGCAGUUCAAAGGCAAGAGACAAGUCCUGAGACAGAUUCUGUGGAUGCCUUUGCUUCCAAGUUGAUUCUCAACUUGUCCGGCCCGUCUCACCGAUUGAGGUUCGUCUCUCUUCGGAUUUUGCAGCAAUUGGUGGUUCAAUAUGCCAAAGAGGACCCGUCACCAGUCGCACUGGCCAUCGAAGUCGAGGAAUCCCCCUUGACCUUGCAAAGUGCGAGAACCAUUCAGAUGCAUGUUCGAAAACUGGCGCUUCUCUAUCCUCAAGUCGCGUCACGAAAAUGGAUGGCUACUUUGAUUCCAUACUUUUGCUUCGGCCUCUUCUCUAAAAAGCUAGCUCCUCUGUGGGAUGACUCUGCUGCGGCUCUCAAGACCAUCAGCGAGCACUCAGAAGGAGAGAAGAUAAUUUCUGAUCUUUCUAUCCAGUGGCUGCAAGAGCGGGACUCUGCAGCUCCUGGAGGUGAAGAAUCGGAGGAUGGAAAGGAGACCAACUUUGUCGCCAACGACUACGAAUGUUUCAAUGUCAACAACACCGAGCGGACAAUCAAGACAAACUGGGCCACUGCUCAAACACCAGCACAGACUCUUUCCAUGCAAUACGAGAAGGAGCAUGAAUUUGCCGGUCUGAUUCCUGAACAGCCUCGAAUCCAUGCGCUGCAGGUCUUGAAUGCCGCUCCAAACGUCGCUGAGAAGCGGUCUCGCCAAAUUGUGCCCUUGUUCCUUUCGUGGGCUCUUCGUGACGACCAAGACGACGCUCCGUCACCCGACACAGACGUGGCUGCCCAGGGGUCCGAGACACCGGUUCGAUGGGGUUUCAAGGACCGCCUAUCGAUGCUUGCGUUGUUCGGGCAGUUCUUGAACCCCAGGGUACUGUACAGGGGCCCCGAGGUCCAUGAGGCAAUCAUGGGUCUUCUCUGCCACGGAAACUCGGAAAUUCAAAGAGCGGCUUUGAAGGCUCUCUUCACUUGGAAGAAUUCGCACGUCGUUCCUUACCAAGAAAAUUUGCUGAAUAUCCUUGAUGAGUCCAGGUUCAAGGACGAAUUGAUGGUUUUCGUCCGAGUCGGAGGAGAAGAUAGUCUCAUCGAGCAGGAGCAUCGUCCAACUCUGAUGCCUGUCCUUCUUCGUCUACUUUACGGCCGUAUGAUUUCGAAGGCAGGGGCCAGCUCUACUCAGGCAGGGCAGUCUGGUCGACGUAAAGCCAUCUUACGGACCCUCUCGCAUCUCUCGGAGGAUGACUUCCGACAGUUCAUCGAUAUUGCAUUCGGACCCCUUGCCAAAGUAAACGUGACAUCGAGCGCACAAGAGGAUGAACAGGCAUUCAUGGAGGAGUUGACGAGCCCCAGAAGGCAGCUUGGUCUUCUCAAAAUGAUUGACACUGUUUUUGACACGCUGCAAAGUCGCAUGGCAUCAUACACCACUCAGGCAAUGAACGUGAUCAUCUACUGUCUGGUCCGCGCUUGCAGGUCUCUGUACGACGAGGGCAGUCCGCUUUACGUGGAUCGAGAGGACGAGCGACUUCUCUCAAUUCUUCAAAACAUCCGUCAAUCGGCUAUCCGUUGUUUGAGCUUGGUCUUCGCUGUUUCUUCGAACCGGGAUUGGACUUCGUCUGUUCAGAUCAUCUUCCGAGAGCUCAUUGAUAGCAGACUUGAGCAGUUCCCUAUUGAAACCGCCCAGGGUGUCUCUGGACUAUUACGAUUAUUCCACACUUGGGCAUCGGCUCCUCGAUCGACUUUCUAUCUAGUACAACACAACCGGGACGUAUUGACCAAGAUCAUCGAUAUCCUCGCUGUCGAAUCUGCUCGUGACGAGGUCAAGAUCUUUGUCCUCGAUGAAGUCCUCGUUCCUCUCGUCAAGCUUGCCAGCGGCAUAAAGCUCAAGGAUGACGACACCGACGAAGACCAGCCGAUGUCGGACUUCCCACCAGAGCAAAUUCGCACCGAAGUUCUUUCCCCUUACCUCGAGCAUGCUCUGUCUCAUUUGGGACGUCUUUUGAGAAGAGGUCCAUCAAAGCCUGUUCUUUAUUCGGGAGUAUCUGCCCUUUCCUUGAUUGCACCUUGUGUUGAAUCGUCUGGCGAGACAUCGGGUCUCAUUAGUAUUGCAACAUACUUGCUUCGGCAGCCGCCUGAUCGUGUCAAUCCUAAGACAAAGUCGGGCUUGCUACGCAUUCUCGAGCAUUUCCUACCCUUGUACCAACCUGAUGAUGAUACCGAGCUUUCUCAGCAGGUGUUCGAGGCGGUCUCCUCUAUGUUUGAUUACUUCAAAGAUGAUGCGAAUCGAGAGGUCCUGGCCAGAGUCUUCAAUGCCUUGGCCACUCACGACGAUCAACUCACAAAGGUGGCCGAACUAUGUGCUGAUCUGAACUCUCGUUCAGUGAAGAGACUGGGGCCUGACUAUGAGCGUCGCCUUCAGGCUUUCAGAAUCAUCAAUGAAGAGCUGUCUCAAGAGCUCAAUGCCAGACAAUGGAGGCCACUCAUUUACAACAUGCUUUUCCAUGUGAAGGAUGAAGAAGAACUCGCCAUUCGUUCAAGUGCCAGUUUUGGUUUGAAACGCUUCGUUGACAGAGCUGCAACAGAAACCGCCGACGCCGGUUUUGAGGCUCUUGUCAACGAUGUACUGCUGCCUUCGCUGAAGUUUGGCAUUCGGCAGAAAUCUGAGUUGAUUCGUGCUGAGAUCAUUGCGGUGCUUGGAUAUUUCAUCAAGCUCAAUCCUUCUAGGCCACCCGUGCAAGACAUGCAUGUUUUGCUUGUUGGUGAUGAUGACGAAGCUUCUUUCUUCAACAACAUUCUCCACAUUCAACAACACCGUCGAAUGCGCGCUUUGCGUCGACUUGCCACAGAGGCAAGCAAAGGAAGCAUUGAAUCUUCUAAUUUGGGUUCUAUCUUCCUGCCACUUGUCGAGCACUUUGCUUUCGACGGGGCAGAAGACGAGAGUGGUCACAAUUUGAUUGCAGAGGCUUUGGCCACCAUUGGCUCUCUCGCAGAAUGGCUUGAUUGGAACCAGUUCCGCGCCAACUUCCGAAGAUAUCGCAGCUACAUGCAGAGCAAACCAGAAAUGGAGAAGAACAUUCUCAGAUUACUGGGCCGGAUGUCAGAUGCCCUUUCAAGCGCGACUGGUCAAAAGAAAGCGAUGGACUCUGGCUCAGGUGAAGAAACCCCCGAUGACGUUGACAAGAUGGACACCUCGGAUUCGGUUCAAUGCAGGCUCGCAAAAUCGCUGCCCAACCUUGAGAAGGUCUCGUCCGAGUUGACGACUAACUUCAUUCCUUUCCUUACCAACUUCAUUCACCAUAAGCAAGAGGCGGAAAUGAGUCUGCGUCUGCCCGCUUCUGUAACAACUAUCAAGUUGCUCAAGAUUCUUCCUGAGCAGGAGAUGGCUAUUCGGCUUCCUGCUGUUCUCCUUGAUGUUUGCAGCACGUUGAAGAGUAAAGCUCAAGACUCUCGUGAUACGGCACGCAAAACUUUGAACGACAUUGCUUUGCUGCUUGGGCCUGUCUACUUUGGCUAUAUCCUGAAGGAGCUCCGCAACACACUCCUACGUGGAUAUCAGCUUCACGUGUUAUCCUACACUGUUCAUUCCAUGCUAGUCUUCACCACAGAUCAUUUCAAUCAGGGAGAUCUGGACUAUUGUAUGGAAGAUCUUGUCGCUGUUGUGAUGGAUGACACCUUUGGUACUGUCGGUCAAGAGAAAGAUGCCGAAGACUACGUCAGCAAAAUGAAGGAGGUCAAGAGUAACAAGAGCUAUGACUCUAUGGAGUUGCUUGCUAAGAAUGCCACGAUCAGUCAGCUCUCAAGUCUCGUGCGACCACUUCAGUCAUUACUGCGUGAGAAGCUGAACACGAAUAUUGUCAGGAAGCUUGAUGAACUGAUGCGACGCAUUGGAAUCGGCCUUUUGAGAAAUCCCUGUGCAGAAAGCAGGGAGAUCUUAGUCUUUUGCUACGAGAUUAUCAAGGAGACAUACCAGGACAAGGCGCCCACUACAGCGCAGGCUGCCGCGCGAUCGGAGAGAGAGGAACGUUUCCUGGUUCGAUUGCAGGGAGCCAAGCGAGGCGAGAAGCGAGGCACGACAGCAUCACACAUCUACAAGCUGACUCGAUUCGCACUCGAUAUUCUUCGUGCCAUUUUGAACAAAUUCAACUCACUGCUGACCGCAGCGAAUAUUGCUGGCUUUUUGCCCAUCAUUGGCGAUGCACUCGUGCAAGCCCAGGAAGAGGUUAAGAUCUCUGCUCUGCGGCUGCUGUCCACCAUCAUCAAGCUUCCCUUGCCUGAGAUCGACGAUAAUGCGCACGUCUACUUGACCGAGGCCGUGAAGAUGAUCAAAGAGUCACCAAGCACCAACUCUGAGGCGUCACAGGCUUCGCUGAAAUUGAUAUCCUCGAUGAUUCGAGAGCGCAAAGCAACCAAGCUUCGUGACGGCCAUCUUGCAUACUUGCUGCAGCGGCUCACCGCCGAUAUUGAGGAGCCCGACCGUCAGGGUGUGACAUUCAAUUUCAUCAGGGCGGUAAUGUCGCGGAAAUUUGUUGUCCCGGAGAUGUACGAACUCGUGGACAAUAUUGCAACCAUGAUGGUCACAAAUCAAACUCGCUCUGCGCGUGAUCUGGCAAGAGGCACUUAUGUUCAUUUCCUGAUCGAAUAUCCACAGGCUAAGAGCCGGUGGACCAAACAGCUUGGGUUCCUUGCUAAGAAUCUGGAUUACAAGCAUCAGGAGGGACGACAGUCGGUUCUGGAGGCAAUUCAUCUGCUUCUGUCUAAGACUGGUGAUGAGAUGGCCCAGGAUAUUGUCAGCACAUUUUUCCUGCCAGUCGUCCUUGCCAUGGCCAAUGAUGAGUCGACUGAGUGCCGCGAAAUGGCUGGAGCUUUGUUAGGCCAGUUCUACAGCAGAGCGGACAGAGAGAAUAUGAAGUCGAUCCUGACCCCUUUGCACGCUUGGCUCGAGCAGACCGACAACAUGGCUCUGGGCAGUAUUGGUUUGCAGGCCAUGCGUAUCUAUUUCGAGGCUGAUGAGACUGAAAAGGAAAAGGAAGGACGCUUUGUCAUCCGCAUCCUGCCUGGCUUGAUGGAGUCCGUCCUCGAAGACCAGGAGAGUCAGAGCUGGGAGACUCUGUACUUUGCCUUGCAACUCUUCACAAAGCUUUGCAAGACAAAUCCCACACUGGGACUGAGUCCCGACUGCGUUUCAAUUUGGGGUGCUGUUCAAGAGUCCCUCUUCUUCACUCACGCCUGGGUCAAGACCUGCGCUGCAAACCUCAUUGGCAUGUGGCUCGCUGAUGUGGCCAAAACAAAUUCGGUCACUGGAUAUAGUGAAAUUCCACUUGCGAGCAAUUCCGGCCUUCUCUUGGACCGCGAUUCGAUGCUCAAGCUGCUCCGGGCUAGCCUACGGUCCCUGCGCACGCCAGGCAUCUCCGAGGAGCUUGCAAUGCAAAGUGUUCGCAACUUGGUCUUCCUUGGGCGAUGCUGCGCCCAAAACGGUCUCGAAUUCCAGCAGACCGAUGCCGAGGUAGCGGAAGAGGCCGCUUCCGAAGACGAGGACGAGGAUGACGAUACCGGAGAUAACAUUGACGGAGACGAGAAGAAGACGAGCGGCAUCAAAUCCAAGUCUGCGCUCCGCUAUAUCUUCUCUCAGAUUUCAUCCCUCCUACGCAGAGAAGUGAUUUCAAGCAGACCCAAUGUUCUUGUUCCCAAGACUGCCUCCAUUGCUCUUCUCGCGGCUCUUAUUCGUCACCUGGAGGCUGAGCAAAUUCUUUCGUCCCUGCCUGUUAUCCUUUUACCUCUGCAGCAUCUGACAGACGCGUCCAUUCCACCCCCUCGCUCUUCCGACGAGACUUUCCAGAAUACCUACAAAGCACUUGUCUCCAACAGCCACGAGGUCUUGGAUCUGUUGCAGAAGAAGUUCGGUACCACCGAAUACAUCGCCGAGAUGACCAAGGUGCAGGACCAAAUCAAGGAGCGCCGUGAGGGUCGCCGUGUCAAGCGCCGAAUCGAAGCUGUCGCUGACCCUGAGCGGUUUGAGCGUGAUAAGCGAAGAAGAAACGAGCGGAAGAGAGUCAAGCGCCAUGAAAAGGGCUUGGAGCAUCGGGGUAAGAGACGCGGAUGGUGA
Molecule: messenger RNA, 7911 nt
Organism: Penicillium oxalicum
Lineage: Eukaryota; Fungi; Ascomycota; Eurotiomycetes; Eurotiales; Aspergillaceae
Exons: 1
Coding region: 1-7911 (2636 amino acids)
Cellular component (GO): small-subunit processome; 90S preribosome; nucleolus
Source: RefSeq, a predicted model, not a curated record